Molecule: messenger RNA, 723 nt
Organism: Camponotus floridanus (Florida carpenter ant)
Lineage: Eukaryota; Metazoa; Arthropoda; Insecta; Hymenoptera; Formicidae
Exons: 1
Coding region: 1-723 (240 amino acids)
Source: RefSeq, a predicted model, not a curated record
AUGACCAAGAUCGAAGCGACCAUUCGGAUGCAACAUGAGCUCCAUCACCGCAUUAGCCGAGUUGUUGAAAAUCUCAAAAAACUUGGUAAGGAGAAAAUCACGCUUGUCACCAUCAAUACACGACUUGAAUCAUUAGAGUCCAAUUGGAAAUCUUUCCAAACAACGCACAGUGCAUUAAUUGCCGCCGCUGUCGAAGCGGAAAAGACACUCGAUUAUUUUGUUACGGAUUAUUACGACCUUACGGAAACGGCAUAUUUCGAGAAUAAAGACACACUCUUAACGCUUCGACAAGACUCUGCCUCACCGGAAGCUGCCUCGGACGACUCUCUUAAUGUUUCAGCGUCGCGUCAUUCCACGGCUCGUGCGCUGCCGAAAAUUACGCUUCCGAAGUUCUCCGGCGAUUAUCAUUCAUGGCCCUCGUUCCUUUUUACAUCAAUGAUUGUCUCUAAUGCAGAUCUUCUGUUCGUAGAAAAGCUGCAUUACUUAAAGAAUCAUGUAACUGGCGAAGCAGCUCGCCGCAUUUCAAAUUUAGCCGUCACCGAGGAUAAUUUCGGGCCAGCUUGGGACGCGUUAGUCGCCCGAUACGAAAACAAGCGUGUCCUUAUGAGUGCUUAUCUCGAUCGAUUGUUUGGAUUACAACCUCUAACUCGAAAAUCAGGUGACGAGCUCAAGGAUUUACUCGCGACAGUUAAGAAAGCUCUCGGUAGCCUACAUGCGCUCUGA